AAGUCUCGAAGAAGACAUUUCUCCAAUCAUAGCUUUGUUCAAACAGACGUGCAGUAUGUGAGAUUUUAAACCAGUGUUGGGUGACAUGGAAAAAGCACGAGCACAGAGUUCUGGCGAUCUGAACCAAGCCAGUCUCAGUACCACCGAACUUCACCACCACGAUGAUUUCAACUCUAUCACCAUCCCAGAAACACCCAGCCCACAGCGUGGAAAGCGGAAAAAACAUUUUGUCACAUCGAAACAUAUCAGUCCUGUACCAGCUGGGGGUACAGCAAGACAACCAGACCUUCUCACUCGCACUGCUUGCUCGCAUGGACCUAAGCGCAUGAGGAAAGCAAGAGGGGUGGUAGAACAGAGUGAAGACAUUUUUACAGAUUGCAGUGACUGUUUUCCAGUUAGGACCCAUUGUCCCACGGGCCUCCAUACUGAUACCCAUCUGUUAAAUUCAUCUGACUCAUCGUCAUCACUCUACUCUUCGUCCCUCUUAUGUUGUACCUCCUUGAAAACCCAACCAAGAAAAAAAGGACAACAAAGACCAAAAACAGACAAAGUGUUGCUGUCAUCCUCAGGGUCUCCACCCACAUCUGAUACUGAGCCCCACUUGAUGGCAGAGGUGAAUAACUGGUUGAACAAUGCGGGUGAAAACGCAUUAGCUGGUAUGGAGACGACAUCCUCCUCAUCCUCCUCCUCAUCAUCAUCAUCAUCACCCCCCUUAUCCUCCUCUUCAGUUAUACCUAUACAAAGACCAAAAACAGACAAAGUGCUGCUGUCACCCUCAGGAUCUCCACCUACAUCUGAUACUGAGCCCCACCUGAUGACAGAGAUGACUAACUGGUUGAGCAGUGAGGAUGAAAACAUAUUAGCUGAUACGGACACGGCAUCAUCGUCAUCAUCAUCAUUGUUCUCUUCAUUUACAGCAGUUCAAAGACCAAAAGGUCAACAAAGACCAAAACCAGACAAAGUGCUUCUCUCAUCCUCAGGACCUCCACCCACAUCUGACAGUGAGCCGUACCUGGUAACAGAGGAGAAUAAAGGGCUGAAUAAUGAGGAAGAAAACGCAUUAGCGGGCGUGGAAACCUCAUCCUCUUCCUCAAGUAUCUUGGCCUCCUCUUCACUGAAAGCCACACUAAGACCAAAAGGUAGGACAACAAGACCAAAAACCAAAAAAGUGCUGCAGUUGUCCUCGGCAUCAUCUACACCUGCUUCUACCACUGUGUCCUACCUGACUGCAAAGGGCAGUAAAUGGUUGAAUGAUAAUGAAGGAAAUGCAUUAGCUGGGAUGGCAACAUCCUCCUCAUUCAUUUCAUCUUCCUCACUAAAAGCCCGACCAAGGCAAAAAGACCACUCAAAAACAAAGAAAGGACGGCUGUUAUCUUUUCCAACAUCUACACUUGCUUCUGAGUCUGAGCUCUGCCUGACUGCAGACGAGGAGGAAUGGCUAAAAAAUGAACAAGUGAACACAGCAGCUGAAGCGGUUGAGGCUGUCAUCAUUAUCAGUGAUUCUGAGGAGGAUUUUGUUCGCACAGUACAGAUGGAGGAAGAUGAGGCAUUUGCCCGAAGUCUACAGGACCAGUUUGAUGAAGAGUUGGCAUCAUCUCAACAGUGUCAACAGAGGCACCGGCAUGACGACAGGUUUAAUCCUUUUUUAGAAGACCAUGACCAGGUCGAACGGUGGCCUAGGCGUUCACGUCGGGCUGAUCCUGAUGAUGACAUCUAUGGUGAACACCAGUGGGACAUUUUAGACGACUCCAGUGGAAAUAGCUAUGAGUUGCUUCUACGGUUGGAGCAGUUUUACGGCACUGUUAUGACAAACACCAUGAGUGAGUGGGAAAUCCAAAUGUUGCCCACCAAAACCUUCCAUCGUUCUAGCAACAAUGGAAACACUGAGUGCCAGAUCUGUUUGUCUCACUAUACUGAUGGGGAGGAGCUGAGGACUUUGCCAUGUUCCCACGCUUACCACACACAGUGUAUUGACCGGUGGUUAAAGGAUAAUGGCAGCUGCCCAAUCUGCCGAAUUGACGUGCGCCAGGAAGGAGAUUUCAUUGGUUUCUCCUGAUGACAGGAAUUUUUUUCUUUUUUUAAAUCUGUUUCUGCCACUUUUGUUAGUUUAACACUUGGCUUUUAAUUGACUUUUAUGAAAAAUGUAAUAGAUUGAAAGCUUGCUUUGUGUAAUGGUGUUUUUAUGAGGGCCUGGUAUUUUAAUAAAGAUUUUUCUGAAAUUU
Molecule: messenger RNA, 2222 nt
Organism: Thalassophryne amazonica
Lineage: Eukaryota; Metazoa; Chordata; Actinopteri; Batrachoidiformes; Batrachoididae
Exons: 12
Coding region: 86-2056 (656 amino acids)
Biological process (GO): negative regulation of organ growth; protein ubiquitination
Molecular function (GO): ubiquitin-protein transferase activity
Source: RefSeq, a predicted model, not a curated record